CCUGAACGUCACAAUGGUUUCUUUCUCGCCCGAUGCAAAAUGGAAUAAUAAUACAUUUAGUUAAACACCUUUCUGUCUGUUGUUUGGAUUAGUGUGUUUUGGUGUAUUGAUCCAUCAUCAACAUCAUGCCUCUGACACAAGCUGUGAUCAGUGGAGCUCAAAAACUGGUCCUCUACGAGACAAGGGCUAGAUAUUUUCUUGUGGGGAGUAAUAAUGCUCAAACCAAACACCGCGUCCUGAAGAUCGACCGAACUGAACCACGAGAUCUGGUCAUUAUUGACGACAAGCAUGUAUAUAGUCAACAGGAAGUCCGGGACCUUUUGGGAAGGUUAGACCUCGGAAACCGCACUAAGAUUGGACAGAAGGGCUCCUCUGGGCUUUCCAGAGCUGUGAAUGCCUUUGGUAUUGUAGGCUUUGUCCGCUUUCUGGAAGGCUACUACAUCAUUCUGAUCACCAAGCGACGCAAGAUGGCUGACAUAGGGGGUCACUCCAUCUAUAAGAUAGAAGACACCAACAUGAUUUAUAUCCCUCAUGACUCAGUCAGAGUCACACAUCCUGAUGAAGCUAGAUAUGUGAGAAUGUUCCAGAAUGUAGACCUGUCCAGUAACUUCUAUUUCAGUUAUAGCUAUGACCUGAGCCACUCUCUGCAGUCUAACAUGACUCUUCUCCAAACACCCUAUUAUCAUGGAGAAAAUGAGGAGCUCCACACUGGUAGCAGCAGCAAACAGGACACUUUUGACAUCUUUGAGGAUGAAGGUCUUCCUACGCAAGUGGUAAAUAGCUUGAAGAACGAACCCUAUGCUAAAUAUGUGUGGAACAGUCGUCUGGUGGAAAAAGUUAAGGACACAGUGCAUCCAGACUGGCUCCUGUAUAUCAUCCAUGGCUUCUGUGGCCAGUCUAAAUUGUUGAUCUAUGGACGGCCGGUUUAUGUCACUCUGAUUGCUCGACGUUCCAGCCGUUUUGCUGGGACCCGCUUCCUGAAAAGGGGAGCCAACUGUGAGGGUGACGUGGCAAACGAAGUGGAGACUGAGCAGAUCAUCCACGAUGCUUCAGUCAUGUCAUUUACAGCAGGCAGCUACUCCUCUUAUGUGCAAGUCCGAGGCUCUGUACCUCUCUACUGGUCUCAGGACAUCUCCACCAUGAUGCCCAAACCACCCAUACGAUUGGACCAGGCCGACCCAUAUGCCCAGGUUGCGGCACUUCACUUCGAUCAGAUGCUGCAGCGGUUUGGUUCUCCAAUCAUUAUCCUCAACCUUGUGAAGAAGCGAGAGAAGAGAAAACAUGAAAAAAUCCUAAGUGAGGAGCUUUACCCAGCCAUCAUCAAUCUCAAUCAGUUCCUUCCGCCAGAGCACUGCAUCGAUUACAUUGCCUGGGAUAUGGCUCGUUACACCAAGAGUAAACUUUUUAAUGUAUUGGACCGGUUGAGUAUGAUUGCUGAGAACGUGGUGAAGAGGACUGGCUUCUUUGUCAACCGAUCUGAUUUCUACUGUCACAUGUUACGGCCGGAUGAUAGAUGGGGUGAUUUGGGAGGACUGCUUACUGCUCAUGGUAGAAUACAGACUGGAGUUUUGAGGACUAAUUGUGUGGACUGCUUGGAUCGAACCAACACUGCCCAGUUCAUGGUGGGAAAAUGUGCUCUGGCCUAUCAGCUUUAUGCCCUCGGGAUGAUUGACAAACCCAAGUUACAGUUUGACACUGACUGCGUCAGGUUGUUUGAGGAGCUGUAUGAAGAUCAUGGAGACACGCUGUCGCUACAGUAUGGUGGCUCGCAGCUAGUCCACAGAGUCAAAACCUACCGCAAGAUUGCCCCAUGGACACAGCACUCCAAAGACAUCAUGCAGACGCUAUCUCGUUACUACAGCAAUGCUUUCUCAGAUGCAGACAGACAGGAUGCUAUAAACCUUUUUCUCCAGGUGUACCAGCCUUCAGAGUCCAAGCCGCACUUGUGGGAACUGCCUACGGACUUUUACCUCCACCAGAGCAACACCAUGGCUCUACCCCAAGAGAGACGCAGUUACACUUACUGGUGGGCAGACGGUUUGUUGUCCUACCUUCCUGUACCCUAUGAUGAAGUCCCCUGUGAGAGGAACAGGAAGAAGGUGGUAGUGAAACGAGUGAAUCGCUAUGAUGAGAGCACAGACAUGUACACGGAGUUCUUCAAACCUUAUGAAAUCACUUCUUUUGAUGAUACAUUCUGUAUUGCCAUGACCAACUCGGCAAGGGAGUUUAUGCCAAAGAGUGUCGGCCUGGAUCCUAGCCCUUUCACCGUGCGUAAACCAGAAGAGACUGGCAAAUCAGUGCUGGGUAACAAGUCUAGUAAAGAAGAGGCUGUGCUACAACGUAAAACGGCAGCUAGUGCUCCUCCUCCACCCAGUGAAGAGCAGAUCUCCAGCAGCUCUGAGGAUGACUCUGAGGAAGAUCGAGAAGACGAAGCCACCGCUUCUCAGCGUUACACGCCAAUCAAGCUCACGGAGUCCAGAGACAAUGUCUACAUUCAAGAGGAGCAACAGCAGCAGCCUGCAAGGGAGCCGUAUGGGUUGAACCUGUCUGCUUUACCCAGGGAAGAGGACCUUUGUAUAUAUCACAGAUUUUCUCACCUUGGACGGAACCAGCACAAAGUGGAAAGGAAUGAGCAGUUAAUGGACACCAAGAAAUUUCUGGAAAAUGUCAUCAAUCUAGUUCCAGUGUCAUUGUUCAGCGGCGACAGUAUCUAUGAGAUGUCGGCUCCACAGGUUGACUUGGAGACCCAGAAUGUUUUCCGUGCCCACAUCCAUGCUAGCCAGGGUUUGCAGAGAAGACUGUGCAAAGAAGACGAGGUCAUCUACCGCGAAUAUGUAAAAAACAGAUACAUGUGACAUGUUAGUCACAUGUUCUAUCAUUUAUAAAAGUAUUUCAGUAAGCCUGAAAGAAGACCUUCUAGCAACUCAACAUUGGAAGUUCUUUUCAAAAAUAAAAAUAAAACAAAGAACAAUUUCUUCACUUGACCGUCCUCAUAAAAAAUUUGUCUCAGGUUGCACACAAUUCAUCAGAAGGUCUGCUCUCUGAUUCUGUGGACCCUAAUUACCACCAUGACAUUUUGGAAUUGUGCUUGGUUUUGAGAUUGUAUUACACAUGAUCUUAUUUUAUUUGCAGUUAUAUCCCAAGGACUAAUUCCACUGAUUUAUUUCCAGUACCUUAAAAUAUCCACUGUAUAUUCCUUGCUUUUAUGAGUGUUGAUUUCACAGAUUAUACAAGUUAUACAGGCUGGACUGCUAUUGUGCCUUGUCCCUCUUUAGCAUCUUUUUUUUUUUUUUACCUUAAUUAUUCGUAUUGUUCCAUGAUUGUCUCAUUAUUGUGUCACCAGUCAAAAGUCUGGACACCUACUCAUUCAUAGGUUUUUCUGUAUUUUGACUAUUUUUUAUAUUGUAGAACAAUACUGAAGACAUCAAAGCUAUGAAAUAUAUAACAUAUGGGACAUAUUUGGAAUUAUGUGGUAAACAAUAAAAGUGUUUAAAAAAAUCUUUAAUAUUUUAGAUUCUUCAACAUAGCCACCCUUUACUUUAAUGACACUUUGCACACUAUUGGCAUUAUGUUAACCAGCUUCAUGAGGUAGUCACCUGGAAUGCUUUUCAGUUAACAGGUGUGCCUCUCCAAAAGGUAAUUAGUGGAAUUACUUACCUUCUUAAUGUGUUUGAGAUCAAUAAACAGAAAAUAGUCAGUAAAUAAUAAAAAUACAAGUAAAUAGCCCUAUUCCACAACUAUAGUAAUCCAUAUUACAGUAUGUCAAGAACUGCUCAAAUAAGUAAAGAGAAAUGACAGUCCAUCAUUACUUUAAGACAUGGAAUGACUCUUAAUAACAAAGAGAAAGCAUUGAAUUAGAAGGUGUCUAAACUUUUGACUGGUAAUGUAUGUUAAAUUAGCUUCUGUAUACAUCAUUUAAUAAUGUUAAAUUUGUGUAUUUAUUAUACUUCUGUCUGACUACUAGUUUUUAAUUUGUUUCUCACAACAUUGUGCACUGUUUUCAUGCUUUGGAUCUGGUCGAUCUAAGGGAUCAUUAUGUGAUGAUCCCAAGAUCAUCAAGGAGUUGUUUCACUCUGUUUUUGUUCAGUCCUCUCUCCCUUAGUCUCUUUUGCCCAUGAGCCUUGUGACUCCAGAGAAGAUGGACAAGCCAUACAAGCAGCAGCAUGGGAGAGUCACCUGACUUGGUGUACAAAUGACAGGGCAAUCUCACAAAAAAUACACUGGUGGACACAUGCAGGCACAUUCAUAUGAACACGCAGACUUUGGGAUCAUCACAUAAUGGAUUAGCACUUAUUAAAAAUAAAUUGGAUCAUAAUAAGCCUGACAAAAAGAAAAGCAUGAUUCAAAGAGGGGUUUUUCAAUCUUGCACAUUUCUCUGGAAUAAAAGUGAACACGAGGGUGUUUGUGCACAUGCUGGACUUGUGCACUGACUAAAACAGACCCGAACAAAUUAUUUAACAUAAGCAAGAAAAGGCCUUUUUUUCUCUAAUACAACCUUUUUCCAAAAAAGUUGGGACACUGUGUAAAAUGUAAAUAAAAGCAGAAUGUGGUGAUUUGCAAAUCA
This is a messenger RNA of Neoarius graeffei (lesser salmon catfish), 4564 nucleotides long. It is a transcript of the gene fig4a, whose product is annotated as FIG4 phosphoinositide 5-phosphatase a. The record is from RefSeq and is a predicted model, not a curated record. Gene Ontology annotation, biological process: phosphatidylinositol dephosphorylation. Lineage: Eukaryota; Metazoa; Chordata; Actinopteri; Siluriformes; Ariidae. The coding region runs from base 126 to 2855 and encodes 909 amino acids. Gene Ontology annotation, cellular component: intracellular membrane-bounded organelle. Gene Ontology annotation, molecular function: phosphatidylinositol-3,5-bisphosphate 5-phosphatase activity. The transcript is spliced from 24 exons.